AUGGCUCCAGCAACUUACUACAUCAAACUCUAUAAUCCCGGGCCGUACAACGAUUUUCUCACCAACAAGCCUCCUGAUGGGCCAAAAUGGCGCGAGCUUCUCGACAAGGUCUCCACAGAAGCCAUCAGCCUCCGGGAAAUCGUCCUUUACCUUGAUUCGGAGCCAGCCGUCAAUCACUGGGGCCCAGCUGUGGAUGUCGAAUUUGUGCGAGCGCUUGGAAGGCUCUCUAAGCUUUCAGGUCUAAGAAAGCUGCAAAUACAAGGGUAUUUCCCAAAGGAGUGGCCAGGAUAUUUGGAGCAAACCACUGGGCUUAGGGUUUGGGAGGAGGGUACCCAGAAUGAACAGUACUUGUUGUCUUUACGAGAUUUUCAACGAGAUCUGAAAGAUCAGGAAAUCUAA
This is a messenger RNA of Penicillium brevicompactum, 399 nucleotides long. RefSeq lists its product as uncharacterized. NCBI's taxonomy places the organism in Eukaryota, Fungi, Ascomycota, Eurotiomycetes, Eurotiales, Aspergillaceae. The coding region runs from base 1 to 399 and encodes 132 amino acids. The record is from RefSeq and is a predicted model, not a curated record. The transcript has 2 exons.